This is a messenger RNA of Neolamprologus brichardi, 2681 nucleotides long. NCBI's taxonomy places the organism in Eukaryota, Metazoa, Chordata, Actinopteri, Cichliformes, Cichlidae. The record is from RefSeq and is a predicted model, not a curated record.
CUCCUCCGCUUCAGUUUCAGUAUCGACCUCCUUCGCGCAGCAUCUCUGCUCUUCAUCCUCCGUCUCCAUCCUCCCCCUCUUCCUCCUCCUCCGCCUCAGCACCGCUUCCUCUGCAGGUGGAUGGAGGCUGGGAGCCCCGGAGACAGAAGCCAUGGCCGGGAUGCGCUGCCGUCACACUGCUGAGCACCUCCCUUCGCGCCGGGGACCACAUCCUUAAAUGACCCGCGGCUGAGGAGAGGGGGGUGUCUCCGGAUCCAGCGCCCGGAUCAUGGCAUGCUGCCCACACCGGGCAUUCAGCACUGACCAUGGGGCUCCGGUCCAGGACCGUCGUUAGCGGCUCGGACGAGCAGAAGAAGCCCUCCGGCGCUCCUCCCGGGGACUUACUGGACCAAAGCACCGCAGGAGCGGACAAGGAUGGCGCCCUGCUGCUGGUGGCUCCGGGCCGGGAUGACUACAAGCGGAGCUCCCAGGGCAUCGGCAUUGGGCUGCUGGCCAAGACCCCCCUGAACUACGCCCGGCCGGCCAAGAGGAAUAACAUCCGCAAGAGGAAGAUCCAGAACCUGAUCUACGACGCGCUGGAGAGGCCGAGAGGAUGGGCGCUGCUCUACCACGCGUUCGUGUUUUUAAUCGUUCUGGGCUGUUUGAUUCUGGCCAUACUGACCACAUUCAAGGAACACGAGAACGUGUCGGCACACUGGCUGGUCAUACUGGAGACGUUCGCCAUCUUCAUCUUUGGAGCCGAGUUCGCGCUGAGGAUCUGGGCGGCCGGUUGCUGCUGUCGCUAUAAAGGAUGGAGGGGCAGGCUGAAGUUCGCUCGCAAACCCCUGUGCAUUCUAGACAUCUUCGUGCUGAUUGCCUCGGUGCCGGUGGUGGCGGUGCGUAACCAGGGAAAUGUGCUGGCCACGUCCCUGCGCAGCCUGCGCUUCCUGCAGAUCCUGCGGAUGCUGCGCAUGGACCGGAGAGGAGGGACGUGGAAGCUGCUGGGCUCCGCCAUCUACGCGCACAGUAAGGAGCUGAUCACAGCCUGGUACAUCGGCUUCCUGUCUCUCAUCCUGGCGUCCUUCCUUGUCUACCUGGUGGAAAAGGACGACGCCUCUGUGAGCAUGUCUGACCAGGAGAACCCCACGGCCCAGCCCAAAGAGCAGGACUUUGACACCUACGCUGAUGCGCUUUGGUGGGGGCUGAUCACACUGACCACCAUCGGCUACGGGGACAAAACCCCAAAGACCUGGGCUGGGAGGCUGCUAGCCGGCACCUUCGCUCUGAUCGGAGUGUCCUUCUUCGCUUUGCCUGCAGUGACGUUUGUUAACUGUCUGAUGUUUGAGACGUGUUUUCAUUUGAAGUGUUUGUUGCCACACAGGAUCAUGCAAUUCCUCUUGAACAAGAAGCGGUUUAAGGAAACUCUGAGGCCUUAUGAUGUCAAAGAUGUUAUCGAGCAGUACUCUGCUGGACACCUGGACAUGCUCUGUAGAAUUAAAUACCUCCAGACGAGGAUUGACAUGAUUCUUGCCCCUGGACCUCCUCUCACCCCAAAACACAAGAAAACUCAGAAAACACCCUUUACUUACCCGCCCAACCAGUCACCCAGGCAUGAGUCCUACAUAGCCAAAGCCACAUCCAUGCCAGAUGCGGAAGACCAAAGCAUGAUGGGCAGAUUUGUCAGGGUGGAGAGACAGGUGGAGGACAUGGAAAAGAAGUUGGACUUCCUGGUGGACAUGCACAUCCAGCACACUGAGCACCUGCAGGUGGACUCUGCCGGCUCUGCCCGCAUGACCCUGGAGACCUGCAAUCCUACGGCGAACGGUGAGAUCCGACGGGUUUUCCUCAACUACGCCGAGGCGUUCCCACACAUGUACCAGGUGCCUGUCAGCAAGGCGAACCCCUAUUAUGGCCGUGGAAGAGGAGGCAGAGAGGGGGUGGGGUUGGCAGGAGGAGUCGGCAUUGCCCCUUCGGUUCAUCAACCCCAACCCCCACCUUCAGCAAUCAUCCCCACUUACGCCGAGCGUCCCACAGUGUUGCCCAUCAGCUCCCUGCAGGACUUGUCAAUGGGACUGGGUAGGACCACAGGGGGGCAAGGUGGUGACUCACCGCUCUCCAUGCUAUCGGUUAACCACGAGGAGCUGGAGCGCUCGCCCAGUGGAUUCAGCAUCUCUGGGGAGCGGGAAGGGGAGAACUUCUCAAUGGGGGCCGGUUUGGCGCCCGGGGACCCUGGCUGGACGAGACCCAGGCCGAGCUACCUGGCGGAGGGGGAGACGGACACAGACACAGACCCUUUCACACCAAGCGGGGGCCCCCUGCCUCUCUCCUCCACUGGUGAGGGAUUCGGCGACGCUGUGUGGACCAUGCCACCCUGAGAGGAAACAAAUUCGGCGCAGAUAUCCACCACUCUGAGUUAAGAUAUUAAAUUCAACCCAAGCCUCUAAACCCAAGCCCUGGGUCAAAGCCACCGCUGUGGACUGAACGUCUGGGGAGGUUAAGUUGGAUCUUAUCCGAGAUAAUCGACCUUCAGAGGCCACCGCAGAUCUCAUCACGCCGUCCGCGGUCCAGUCAGAGAGCCAUGGCACUGAGACUGCCCAGAAAAAAAAAAGGGAAACCACACCGUUUGUAAAGUAAAACUCUGUACAGCGCACUCUUCGCAAAAGUUUAGCUGACAUAAAAAAAGAACAAUAAUAUACAUACUA